Molecule: messenger RNA, 704 nt
Organism: Paramecium primaurelia
Lineage: Eukaryota; Ciliophora; Oligohymenophorea; Peniculida; Parameciidae
Source: the annotation of a GenBank genome assembly
AUGAAGAGUAUUAAGAGAAUAUCAAUAAGUAGUGGGAUGCCGUACUAAAGUAUACGGAAUGGUAAUAUGAUUAGGAACGUUAUUGGUAUAAAGGAAAUUCCGAUGAGGGAAAAUAAAAAAUGGAACGCUUAAUGUAAUCUAUAUAGCAGUAUUCAAAAUUAAUUCAGGAAUACAAACUCAAAAUUGAAACAUAUGAUAAAGAGUUUGAAGAGUUUUAUGAUCUGUUUAAGAAUUUAGCAAAUGUUAUGUAAUAAGAUUAUAAUCCAUGGCGAUUAUAUUUCAAAUUUCAUGCUAUAUUAAUUACUAUAAAUCGCUGUUAAUGGAAAUAUUAUGAACAUUUAAUUUAAAAAGAAUAGAAUUUAAAAUUAGAAGGUUGGGAAAAUAGAGUGAAACUAUUAAAUAAAACUAGUAAAUUCUUUUAAUGCUCUGAUGGUUAUUCAGGUAUGCUAAAUUUAGAUCAACGUAUUAAGGAAUGGUCUGAUAAAUAUCUUACUCUGAAAUCCAAAUCAUUCUAUGUAUAUAGUUUGACGAGAUAUGAAAUACGUAGUCAUUAAACUAUGUUAUGUUUGAUUGGCAAAGAUGGAUAAUCUAAGUUAUAUAAUUAAUUAUACUCCUCUGAAGCCAUUAAAUACAGAAUAGGUUCUGAUUGUUAAAGGUAUUUCGAUGAAUUCACCCAGAAAAUUUGGGAAUAUGUAUUGAGUUGA